Aspergillus saccharolyticus JOP 1030-1 is the source of this 903-nucleotide messenger RNA. Its product is annotated as alpha/beta fold hydrolase. NCBI's taxonomy places the organism in Eukaryota, Fungi, Ascomycota, Eurotiomycetes, Eurotiales, Aspergillaceae. Bases 121 to 903 code for a protein of 260 amino acids. The transcript has 2 exons. The record is from RefSeq and is a predicted model, not a curated record.
CCUCCUAGUAGUUACUCCGUAGCAAUCCGGACUUUUCCCAGCUUUUUCUUUUCUUCCCCCGCCAUAGCAUCCAUCAUACCAAGGUCGCAACCUAUUCUCGAGUUACAAUUCCCCUCCACGAUGUCUUCAACCAACCGCCCCGUGAUCGUGAUUGUUCCCGGUGCCUUCGGCACCCCUCAAGGCUUCGAGAAGCUGUUCCCGGACCUGAGCCAAGCGGGAUAUACCACACACCCCGGGGCAUAUCCGAGCUGCAAUCCCUCUGAUCCGGCCACAGUGUCCGCUGCCCAGGAUAUCGCGUUCCUGCGCGACAACGUAUUACUCCCACUUCUGGACCAAGAGGGGAAAGAUAUCGUCAUCCUCGCGCAUUCCUACGGAGGUGUGGUUGGCGGUGGCGCAGCCAGAGGCCUCGCGAAGGGGACCCGAAGCGCGGAGGGGAAAUCUACCGGCGUCCUCGGCCUGAUCUACGUGGCAGGCAAUAUCACACUCGAAGGAGAAUCGCUCUUCAUCGCUGUAGGCGGCGCGUAUCCCCCUUUUAUCAAAGUUGACACGCCAUCGCAGGGCCUUGCGGUCAUCGAACCGGCGAUGGAGGUCCUGUACAAUGACUGCGACCGUGCUCUUGCGCCGGAAUUGGAUCCGAUGAUGCAGCCCCACGCACUCCGGGCGUUUGAGACUCCCGCCACGGCCCCCGCCUGGGCGGAGAGUGCGUUUGAUGGGAGGAGAGCGUAUGUGCGGACCUUGGACGACUGCUGUAACCCGGCCUCAUUGCAGGAUCUGUGGCUGGCGAAGUCGAAGGUCGAGUGGGAGGUGGUGGAUUUCAAGACGGGCCACAUGCCGUUUGUCAGUCAGCCGCAGGCUUUGGCGGAGCAGAUUAUCAAGUUUGUUGAGGGGUUCGUUGCGAAGUAG